AUGAAGUUCACUGCUGCUGCUGCUCUUGCUCUUGCCACUGUGGUUGUGGCUCAGCCCUCCGUCCGCGGCCGCGCUGUCAACCACAUCCCUGCCCCUGCCGGCAUGACUGUCUCUCAGGGAGCCGACUCCUGCGGUAGCGGCAACCAGCUCUCCUGCUGCAACAAGGCCACUUAUGCCGGUGACUCCACCGACAUCGACAGCGGUCUCCUGUCUGGCCUCUUGAGCGGCCUCAUUGGCUCCGGAUCCGGCUCCCAGGGUAUUGGCCUGGCCGACGACUGCUCCCCGCUUGACCUCCAGGCCCUUGACCUUGUCGGCCUGCAAAACUUGCUCAACGACCAGUGCGAGCAGACUGCCGCCUGCUGCCAGGGCAGCGGCAGCGACACUGAGGGUGACCUCAUCGGUGUCGGCCUCCCCUGCAUUGCUCUGGGAACGCUUCUUUAAGCGCGUGGUUAUGGCACCGACUAUCUAUCCAUUUACAUUAUGGAUUUAGUUAUCAU
This is a messenger RNA of Aspergillus eucalypticola CBS 122712, 497 nucleotides long. Its product is annotated as fungal hydrophobin. The record is from RefSeq and is a predicted model, not a curated record. Lineage: Eukaryota; Fungi; Ascomycota; Eurotiomycetes; Eurotiales; Aspergillaceae. Gene Ontology annotation, molecular function: structural constituent of cell wall. The transcript has 3 exons. The coding region runs from base 1 to 441 and encodes 146 amino acids. Gene Ontology annotation, cellular component: fungal-type cell wall.